Molecule: messenger RNA, 726 nt
Organism: Serinus canaria (Common canary)
Lineage: Eukaryota; Metazoa; Chordata; Aves; Passeriformes; Fringillidae
Gene: TICAM2
Product: TIR domain containing adaptor molecule 2
Biological process (GO): TRIF-dependent toll-like receptor signaling pathway; positive regulation of cytokine production involved in inflammatory response; positive regulation of myeloid dendritic cell cytokine production
Molecular function (GO): protein kinase binding
Source: RefSeq, a predicted model, not a curated record
AUGAGGCCGAUCCUGACGCAGCCCAGCCGCAGCUCUCUCCACAAGUUACCGGCGGGUCAGACUGAAGACAUUUUCUGUAGGUUUGUGGUUCUACACACUGAGAAUGACGUAGAUGCUAUCUGGAUCCAGAACCUGCUGCAGAAUAAAUUUUCUAUUAAACCUGGCAUAAUCUUUGCAGACAUGAAAGGUGGUGAACAAAUCUCGGAAAACUUAAGUGAUGCUGUGAAUGGCUCAGUAUGUGAUACUAUAUUCUUGACAGAAAAAAUUUUUGAAUGAACCUUGGUAGGAGUCUCUUACACCUCCCCUGUCAAUCCACUUAACCAACAGCACAAAUACAACUCUCUGAUACCUCUGAGACUGCUGAAUAACUCACUUAUCUGGGAGAAGAUUCCCUUUGCCUUGCAGGCUAUUACCAUGCUGGAAGAAAACAGUCAUGACUCUGCAAAACAAGUAGAGAAAAUUUUCAAAGAGUUUACAUGCAAGCAGCAGCAAGAGUCUCCACGAAGGUCCCUUCAGAGGAAAAAGGCCUCAGUAUUGGACUAUCUGAUCUCGCACCUGCCUGCUUUGACUCCUGAUUUUAUGUCACCCGGGGGCAUUGAGGCGUCCUUCUACCUGCAUCAUCCAUCAUCAUCAUCAUCAUCAUCAUCAUCAUCAUCCUCAUCGAUCAUCAUCGUCAUCAUCCACUGCGUCAAUUGGUCUUCGUCCUGUGCCUUUUCAUACUUCUAG